Chilo suppressalis (striped riceborer) is the source of this 4881-nucleotide messenger RNA. The record is from the annotation of a GenBank genome assembly. Lineage: Eukaryota; Metazoa; Arthropoda; Insecta; Lepidoptera; Crambidae.
AUGGCACCAGACGCGCGUCGAGUAGCUGCUGCUUUAAUAGCAAUAACCAUUAUUAAGAAAAAGAGGACAAGCAACAAAAAGCUAUACAAAAGAGGAAGCAUUGCUGGUGGCGGGCACGAUGCGAAGAAGAAGAAGGUAUUCAACAACAUACGGGACAACUGCGACCCCGCCGACAACUGGGAGAUGAUCGGCGAGCUGGGCGACGGCGCGUUUGGAAAGGUGUACAAAGCUCAGCACAAAACGACUGCUCAACUCGCCGCCGCCAAGAUGUGCGUCCUAGACAACGAGGACGACCUCGCAGACUUCACCGUGGAGAUAGACAUACUGACGGAGUGUCGCCAUCCCAACGUGGUCGAGUUACACGAGGCGUACUUCAUAGACAACAAACUGUGGAUGCUUCUCGAGUACUGCGACGGUGGAGCCCUUGACUCCGUAAUGUCGGAGCUGGAGAAGGGGCUGAGCGAACCACAAAUAGCCUACGUAUGCCGUGAGAUGUGUCGCGGCCUACAAUAUCUUCACUCGAGGCGGGUCAUCCAUAGAGAUCUGAAGGCUGGCAAUGUAUUGGCUACAAUGACUGGUGGUGUUAAGCUGGCGGAUUUCGGCGUAUCAGCCAAGAACAAGUCGACACUACAGAAGCACGACACGUUUAUCGGCACGCCGUACUGGAUGGCGCCAGAAGUGGUGCUGUGCGAGACCUUCAGGGACCACCCGUACGACUUCAAGGUGGACAUCUGGUCAUUAGGAAUAACACUUAUAGAAUUCGCUCAAAUGGAGCCUCCCAACCACGAGAUGACACCGAUGAGAGUGUUGCUCAAGAUACAAAAGGGGGAUCCACCAUCACUCGAUCAACCAUCGAGGUGGAGCAAGACUUUCAACGACUUCAUUGCCAAAGCACUUGUUAAGGAGCCAGAGAAAAGGCCUACAGCCAUCGAGCUUCUCAAACACGAUUUCGUGAGCGGCGAUCUGGACUCGAAACCGCUUCGGGACUUACUGCUGGAAUACAGGGCCGAAGUGGUGGAAGAAGAGUUGUUGGACGAUGACUCUGAGGAACAUCGCAGCUCACAGAUGCACAUGGAGGUGGAAGAUGACUCCACGUCUGUCCGGUCGGGCGACACGCCGGACGUCAAAAUGUCGGAGGCGGAACCCCCCUCGGGCUCCACGGUACAGGGGGCCACGGUUCCCCCCGCCCCGGUCCCGGCCCCGGCCCCGGGCCCCGUCCCCGCCCCCGGGCCCGCAAAGAGGCCCCGAGACGACCCCGCGCCUGUUGACAGGAGGGCGCCGGCGCCCAAGAAAGAGAAAGGUCCCGCUCCCCCUCCCCCGUCCACUCCGCCCGCGUCCCCCGCCCCCGUCCCUACCCCUUCUCCCACCACUACCCCAUCAACUACCCCCUCCACCGCCCCCGUCGCGUCAAAGAAACCGCCCGCGCCGCCGCCACCGCCCGCAGCGGCUGUAUCUGCCGUCGCCGCCGCCCCGCAACAGGUCAAACAGCUAGUCGAUCAGGUAUGUCGAGAAGCAGAAAAGGCUGUGGAAGAAAAGAAAGACCUAAAACAAGACAAGGAUAGUCCCAAACCGGUUUCAACGAGAGUCACGCCCGAACCAGAAUCUAAACCGGCAGACAAAGACACAAACAAACCUAGCGCUCAAACCAAUGACCUACAAAAAGACAAUAAAGAAAUUAACAGGACAGAAAAAGAUAUUAGCAAACCAGUAGAAAGAGAAGACAGGCAACUCAAAAAGAGCGAUAAAGAUGUCGGCGUAACUACUGAAAAUAAAACAGAACUUAGACGAGAACAGAAGAAAAUAGAAGUUAAUAAAGAUAAAAUCGUACCUAACAAUACUGAAUUAGAUAAAGUAGAAAUUAAGAAAACAGAGAAAGAGGUCGUAGAAAUACAAGUCAAUAAUAGAAAUAGUAAAGACAGGACUGAAAUCAGAAUUGAACACGAGAACAAAGUAGACAAGGUUGUCAGUAGAAACGAAAGACUUAACGAUAAACAUAAUCGUUCGAGUUUCUCAGAGGGUAAAGUUUUAAGCGAAGUCAACAGGAUAGAUUCUAGGAAUUCUCUGAACGAAGACAGGUCUAGCAUGGAAAUUUCUAGAUCUAAACUGAAUGAGAAGUCUAGUUCUUUCGAGAGAUUCGACAGUGUCACUGUUAAUAGUAUAGAUGAGAAGAUUGAGAAGUUCAACAGGUCUGGCUCUGUGGAUGGUAGAGAUAGAGAAGAAGUGGAUAGAAGGUCGAAGCUUAGGGAGAAGAGAAAAUCGCUGCACAACUCUGUGGAGAUCAGGCCGGUGACGCCUCCACAGCCCAAAGAGCCGGACCAGACUUCAUACCCCGUGAUAGCUACGGUCGCCUUAGCGGCAACCAACGUAGUAGUCCCCGUAGUGCCCGUAUCUGUGGCCGUAUCAGACAACGUAGUGGUCGUCGAACCCAACUCUUUGGCUGCCACUCCUGCUGGCCAUGUGACAGUUACUACCACACAUCCGCCUGUCAUCAGUACUGCCGCUCAGCUGCCCCCCAACGCGGUGACGAUAUCGACGACGCCGCCGAUCGCCGAUGAAGUGGUGAUCGUUGGCGCUGGAUCAUCGUCCGAUGAUGACUGCUUCGCACCUUCAUCGCUGGACUCGUUGGACUGCACGCAUUACAGUGAACGAACUCGCGGGCGUCGCCUGGACAGCAGCGAGGUGUUGAUCCUCAGCCCCGCCGCCGCAGACUCCGGCGUGUUCGACGACAGCAACCACCACGCCGGAAACUUGGACACUUCCCACGUAUCCGUGGUAACAGUAGGCAACGAGGAGGUGAGAGUGAGAGAUUCUCGAGCAGCACCUGUAGCCAGACUCAGCCCCGAUAGCUGUGGGAGACGAUCGCAAUCCGAUAGCGGCUCUGUGGCGUCAUCAAGCUCUAGAGUGGCUCACGAUGCUGAUUCUUUAGCCACGAGCACUGAAGAUCAUCAACAUCACGACGAUCACCACGAACCGGAGGCCAAUGGAGGCACUAGAAUCAGCACGGAUGUCCAGAGUCUAGAGAAUGGUGAAGCUGUGGUGCUCAGAAGGAAGACCCAAGACGGCCAACCAGUCAAUAGGAUACAAAGGUCUAAAGAGGACAUCCACCUGGCGAAUUUGAAGAAGAAGACUCGAAAGCGGACGAGAAAGUUCGAGAUCGAUGGCGUCAUCGUCACCACUACCACUUCCAAGGUAAUAUGGGGCGACGAAGAAAGCGGUCGCACUUGGGACGAUCACGCGCUUCGUAAACAAGAACUCAGGGAGAUCAAGAUGCUGCAGAAGCAAGAGCAGAAGCAGUUCCAGGAUCUCCACAAUAAAGAGUUACAGUUGAAGGAACAGCAAGACAAGAGAUUCGAAGCAGAACUAGCAUCAUUAUCGCGAGCUCACGAAGCCGACUUGGACACUUUAGCCCGUGCCCAAAGAGCUUCGGCCGAAAGGGCUGAACAACAACUAGAAGGGGAAUUAAGACAUGCGGCCAAAAGAUUGAGGGCGGAACACGAAAGACAACUGAGGCACUUCAGAGAUACUCUCAAACAAGAAUUGAGGCUGCUGAAACAGGAAGUGGAGUUAGUAUCCAAAGAGCGUCGCAAAGACGCUUACCGGGAGCGUCGCGCCCGUCUCGACGCGGAACACGCGGAGAGGGAGAAGGCAUUCGUGGCUUCCUUGGCGGAGACUCAGGAUGCUGUGCUGAGGAGGAUACACGAUCACCACAGGGACAGGCAGGCGCUGGCAGACCGACAGUAUCUGCAGCAGAGGCAUCAGUUCCAAGAGAACGAGAAGCGACGCUACAGAGCCGAGCAGCAGAGGCUGAUGACCAAACACACUAAAGCGAGGGAGGAGUUACGCGCCGCUGGGGAGGCGUUACUCCGCGAAUUGGAGCAGUACCAGAACGAGAAACGCAAGGCGUUGAUGAACCACGAGUCAAGCAAGAUGAAGGCUGUGGAGGAGAGAUACGCGGGCGAUCUAAAGGAGUGGCGGGCUACCCUCAACGACAGGAAACUGAACCUCAAUAAGAUCUUCGAGAAGAAUCUACUCGACCACGAGAACAAAUUCGGCAUGCCGAUCAAAGACAAGAGCAUUUACCUCGACGCGCCGUGGCCCAAGAACGUUUUACAGCACGUGUUGAGCGCUUACCACCAAAGGAAUUCUCUCAUGGGCUCCUUGUCUCGAUCCAGAACUUCUCUGAACUUCUUAUCGGCCGCAAACACUCCCAACAUGGAUAGAAGACGAAGCAUCAGCCCCAUUAACUCUAGAGAAACGAAAUCUGCCGCAUCCAGCGCUCACAACACGACGAAACGCGGCAAAACAUCCAAACUAAACAAAUACGGUUCCACAUCCAAUCUGAAAUUGGUUUCCGAGAAAAUAUCCGGGUUCUCCGUAUUCAAUAGCGCGGAUGACGUCAAAAGGGACCCCAUAAUGGCGUACGGGGAAGUCCCGAAAGAGAUAGAGGAGGAGCCGAGAAAAAGUAUCGAAAGAUCGCGGCCUGUCGAUAAAAUAGCGAGUGCUAAACGCGUAGUAAACAGGCAGAGUAUGUCAAGCGUUCUAAUUAAGCAGAUGGAUGAAUUGGAGCCGCAGAUGAGACGUAGCGUGUCCCAAAUGAACUUGAACGAUGACAUUGCUAUGGAAGCGGUCAUGAUAGAUUUGCCGUCUUUGGAGGCCGAGAAAUAUGGCACUGUUAAGAGUAAUAGCACUUUUGGCACUAUUUCCAGAGAUGGUAGCGAAGGAGAUGAAGAAAGUAGAAGUUUCAGUCGAUGGGGUCCUGUCAGGGGAUCCAAUAGUUAUGCAGAUGGACAUAGCGUACCGGUUAGUCAGUUGUCCACGUUGAAUUUGAAGACUACCAUUGUGGUAGACAAAUUGGAGAAACCAGGCGAUUCUGCCGCUUGA